This is a messenger RNA of Micropterus salmoides (largemouth bass), 3574 nucleotides long. RefSeq names its product phosphate cytidylyltransferase 1, choline, alpha a (gene pcyt1aa). Gene Ontology annotation, biological process: CDP-choline pathway. The record is from RefSeq and is a predicted model, not a curated record. Gene Ontology annotation, cellular component: endoplasmic reticulum. The transcript is spliced from 9 exons. Gene Ontology annotation, molecular function: choline-phosphate cytidylyltransferase activity; phosphatidylcholine binding. NCBI's taxonomy places the organism in Eukaryota, Metazoa, Chordata, Actinopteri, Centrarchiformes, Centrarchidae. The coding region runs from base 311 to 1432 and encodes 373 amino acids.
CAAGCUGUCACAGCUGACAGUUUGUCUGUCCUUCUGGUACUUGCAGUUUUCGGCCAGCAACACAGCGAGCACCGCGGCGUCGGACGCACAGGAUUGUCCGUACUUACAGUUGUAGCCGGUGUCAACUAACCAGCGAGCUAACGGCUAAAGUUAGCCAACAAGCUUGACGACUAACUUGCUAGCUAGCAUUCGACGGUAGCUAGCAUCGUUAGCUGACGUUUCAGUUAGCUAGCUAGCUAGGCUGCUGUUAGUACGAGGCGAGGAAGCCGCCCACUCCUGUAAAGUAGCACACCGGACAAAAGAGUGAACGAUGGAAGCCCAAAGCUCCAGUGGGCUGCUGCUGUCCAGAAAGAGGAGAAGAGAGGGCUCCAAUGGGGAGGCGGAGGAGGGAGAGAAGCUGGUGAAAAUCCCCAGAUGUACUGUGGGAUUGAAGCACCCUGCACCUUUCGCAGAUGAGCUGGAGUCAGCUGAUGGUAAACCCUAUGAGAGAGUCAGCAUGGAGGAGGCCAAGAGGGGAACACCACCCGAUAGACCGGUGCGGGUGUAUGCAGACGGCAUCUUUGACGUUUUCCACUCAGGUCACGCCAGAGCACUCAUGCAGGCUAAAUGCCUCUUCCCAAAUACACACCUCAUUGUCGGAGUGUGCAGUGAUGACCUGACCCACAAAUACAAGGGCUUCACAGUGAUGAAUGAGGAUGAGCGCUAUGAUGCCAUCAGACAUUGCCGCUAUGUGGAUGAAGUGGUGCGAAACGCUCCCUGGACAUUAUCGCCAGAGUUCCUUGCAAAACAUCACAUUGACUUUGUGGCCCAUGAUGACAUCCCAUACUCCUCAGCAGGCAGUGAUGACGUGUACAAACACAUCAAGGAUGCUGGUAUGUUCGCUCCCACCCAGCGGACAGAGGGCAUCUCCACCUCUGAUAUCAUCACACGCAUAGUCCGUGACUAUGAUGUGUACGUCAGACGCAACCUGCAGAGAGGAUACACGGCUAAGGAGCUCAACGUCAGCUUCAUUAAUGAGAAGAAGUACCACCUUCAGGAGCGCGUUGACAAGGUGAAGAGGAAGGUACGUGACGUGGAGGAGAAGAGCAAAGAGUUCGUUCAGAAGGUGGAGGAGAAGAGCAUCGACCUCAUCCAGAAAUGGGAGGAGAAAUCCAGGGAGUUCAUUGGCAACUUCCUGCAGAUGUUUGGCCCUGAGGGGGCUCUGAAGCACAUGCUGAAGGAAGGGAAGGGCCGCAUGCUGCAGGCCAUCAGCCCCAGGCAGAGCCCCAACAGCAGCCCCACCCGUGAGGAGCGCUCCCCCUCUCCCACUUUCCGUCUCCCCUUCUUCACCAAGACCUCACCGCCUCCCUCGCCUCCGCCCCACCACAGCGGGGCCCGUGGAUACCUCAUCAGCGACGACGACGACGAUGAUGACGAGGAUGACGAAAACUAGAGCGCGCUUGAAUUGUUCACCUUUGUCGGGGCCGCAGUCUGUGCUACCAGUUUACUCAGAUGUCGAGUAAUGUGGUUUUCAUCGAGCUCCUGCUUCCAUUUUUUUCUUUGUUUAUGGUUUUACUUUGACAUUUAGCACUUCAGUGUGACGUUAACUGUAACAGCCAGUUUCUCCACAGCUCGUUUUUAACAGCCAAUUUUGUCCUCGUUCAGUAAACGUUACCACUAGUCACCUGAGUUCUUAGAAAAUUAGUCUCAUUUAUCGUAUUCACUUUUGAUGUUGAGUUUAUUAGUCACGCACUGUCACAGGAAUAUUUGCAGGUGUUACACUUCUUCAGUUUUUAAGUUUGUCAUUGUAAUGAGGUAGAAGUUUGUGGUUUUAUUUUUGUCAUGGCUUUAGCGGGAGGGCUCGCAGGUUGUCUGGUGUGGGGAGAGGUCAACUGAGACCUCAUGGACUGUUGAAUGAUCUCUGUGGGAAGUUUUUCAGAGCAGAUCAGAAAACUGGACAUUGAAAUGAUGUGCUCACAUUCUGCUAAUGCUAACAAGAAACCAACCUGGCUUUUAAAUAACAGGGACACUCCAGAUUACGUCAAAUCUGAGAGUUGAGUGUUGAAUACCCCCCCCCCCCCCCCCAUUUGUCCGCCUGCUUUGGGGCUAUGCGUGUAUGUGCAUGUCAUGUUUGUCCGUGCGAGCUCUAGCGUCGGCAUGUAUGAAAUGUAUUGUCAACGUUCUCUAUCUGUUGACAGAUCUGGGUUCAGCUUUGACUGCAUAGUAUAAAAGUUGCUCUUAAAUGUUGUUGUCGGCUGACAAGAUUCAGUGUCUGGAAGAAGCCUUUCCUAUGGCGUAAAAGUCUUGCAAGGAUGACUCAUUUAAAUAUUGAUGUAGAUAUACUUAUUUUUGUAGAAUUCCCCUUUGCUUUAUUUAUCCUGUGUACAGAUAAUGAUCUUAAUCAUCCUGUUUAAAAGUGCUUUGACAGUCCUGAGCAGUGAAUCAACAUGAGCGAGGCUGGAAUUAUUUUUUUUUGUAAUGCAGAUCCUGCAUCACCUGGGCCUGUAGGGAAGUACGUAAUAAUUUUUACUUGACACACAAUGUGAUGACAGACCUGAGAACUAUCUAAAUGCCAUACUUCUUAUAAGAAACUACAUCUUUUAAUUAUUUGGAGUCAUAAGCACAAACCAGGAUUGUUUUAUGAAUAAGGCCUCCUCAUUGGUAGUGCACACACAGCAAAAUAUAUAAUAUAUAGGUUGUCCCAAAAAGGCUUUGGGGUUUUUCCACGUCUUGCACCAGUCUACAGGUGAACUGAGUCUGUGCACACAACCUGAAUCAGUUCAGAGGUGUAUUUUCGCCGACUGGACUGCACUGUGUCGCAUUGUAGCGUGAGGGAUUUUAUGCAUCAAUGAUACUCCAGAUCAACAUUUUAUGUAGCUACCUCCUUCUUCCCUGAUUCUGUUUCCUAAGAUGCGCACAAAGCACGAGCAUUCAUUUCUCUUUCUGAACAGAGCCAUUGUUGCAGCACCGAAGCAAUGUGACUGGGUCAAAUUGUUUGAGAUUGUCUGGCCUCGGGUGUGUGUCCUGCAUCUCAAGUGAAAGCAUGUCUGUGUCUCCUCUCAUUCAUAUAUAUAAAAUGAAACAUCACAGGUGAUCUGAAGACAUAAUGCAAUACUGUCAGAUGACUAAUAUAAAUGUUGACAGAUAUCCGGUUGAUCUGUUCUAGGCUUGGUUUCCCAAAAGAACUUACGGUUUAAAUCAAUCAAGUCUGCCUCUCUGAAUCAAGGUUUAAGGUUGGGAAAUAACUGGAAAGGGAAAUACUUUUGGCUUUAUUAGUACAAAACCAGAACACUUUGCUGAGAAAAUCCAGCAAAUGUUGGUGCUAAGCUACUUUUGGGAAGCCUUGCCUCGAUUCUUGUGGAAUCUUCCUUUUAAUCAGUGUGAAUGUCUCAGUUAAGAGCAUGUCCACGUUAUGAGGUCAAGGUGGCGAAGACUCGAGUGGCAAGACGAUAACAGCCACUACUGCUAGAUACAAAUGUAAAUGUUUUUAAUGUUUUAAUCGUUAUUUUACUGUUUGGGGUUGUUUUUGUUUAAUGUUCUGGAUGUAGAGUAAGAGCAAGACAAGAACAAUGUAUUAAACAAGUAGGCCAAAGCA